ACAUGUAAUGUGUUUAGGGGAAAAUUAUAAGGUGGUACAUCUGAUGAGUUUUUACUUGCCGUUAAGUAGGUAAUGGUGAUCCGUGGUUCUGAAGACGAGGGUAACAAAUACUAAAUUCGAAUAUAAGUGCAAUUUUUUUCUAUUAUUGGUUGGAAUUUUGCUUCCAUUGUGUUAUGUCAAAAUAUUCGGGGCAUAUUUUAUACACCAGUGUGAUUAUAAUUGAUGGUUUCGUAGAUGCGCUUUUAUAUACGUAGCGAAGAUAAAAUGGAUUAUGACUGCAAAGCUGAAACUGGAGUGCAGUUAUUAGCAAGAUUAAGUUCAAGACCGAACUUGAAUAGUUUAAGUGAAACGCUUUUCCCUGGCGGUAUAAACUUGGGAAAUAUCAUAGAGAUAAGUGGGGACUCUGGAAGUGGUAAAACUACCCUUAUAACCCAGUUUCUGGUAAAGUGUUUAUUACCAAAGACAUGGAAUGAGUUUACAAUUGGUGGCCUUGGUGCAGGAGCAAUCAUAGUAGACACAGAUCAUCAUUUCCAAAUACUAAAGCUAGUUAGUAUAAUGGAAUCUUUGUUAAUGAAGUGCAGAGAAUCCAAUACCAGUGAAGUUCAACUUCCAAAGCACAUUGACUCCAAAAUAAUAGAGAAGAUUAUAAAAGAAUCAUUAGCAAAUUUGAUAGUCUUAAAUUGCUAUGAUAGUGUGCAAUUGUUUGUCACCUUUCACUCCCUUGAAAAUAUCUUGUCUAGUAAUGCAAACACAAGUUUAAUAAUCAUUGACAGCUUAUCUGCCUACUAUUGGCAAGAUGUUGCUGUUCGUGGCAUUCGUAAAAUGGAUUUAUACUUAAGGAAGAUGCUGAAAGCUCUUCAGUCUUGUACUGAAGAGUACAAAGUUAUAGUAAUGUAUACAAAACAGACUCAUUUUCAGUCGAAUGUUAAUUUUGCAGAGGACAGUACAGCCACACCUGGGCCAGGCAAUGUAUCCUACAAGAUACAACUGAACAGAGUAGAAGGCAAAGAAACAGAAGAUUUAUUUCUUGCAGAAGUAAGCACACCAGUCACUAAAUGUGUCCACCAAUAUACAGUUUCAGAUGAUGGUCUUAUGUGGGCCAAUUGAGGCUCAUUUUGGAGCAAGUAUUUCCUUAAUAUGAUCAGCUUUUACUUCAGUAAUAAAGAAUAUGAUUACAAAUUUAAUUUUCAUAUGUUUUCUAUGGAAAUGUAUCUGUAAAAUAUAUAAGAAUGUCUUUACAGGUAGUGUAGAUGCUAGUCAUUAUCUAUAGCAACACUGAACACGGAAAGGGAAAUUUCAGCAUGGCAUGGCAUAUUCUCAAUACUCUCAGCAAUUACAGGCACCAACAUACUUCAUACUAUAAUCAUUGUGUGUUCUCAUCCAUAAUGUAUUCUGUGAUAUGUAUCCUACUUUUGUAUCUGAGAAUCAGUAUAUAUGUCACAAACAUAUUUGUAGUUCUAUUUCUUGAAAACAGCAUUACCUAAAAUAAAAGGUAGUACUUUGUGUUGCUCACACUGCACUCAAGAGAUUAUGGCCAUGUUUAACAAACUCAUUACUGUUAUUUUAGAUCAAGCCUUACAAACAAUUGGGAUGAAAAACUAGUUACUUCACUUUCAUUAGGCUUCUGUUAAUUUACUGGAGAUUUUAAAAUAUCUGGCAAAGAACAUAUGAAGUCUAAUAAAAGUAAUUAACUUAUAUUUAAUUCAGGUCUGCCCUCAGACAACACUGUAUGGCAUUUUUCUGAUGAAACCCCAUGACUUUUCCCCUCCACAUUUUGCUCAUCAUUAUUCUACAGUCAAUUUCUAAUUUACUGUAUGGUUACAGUAUCAUUAUGUUUUGAGAUUAUUUAACUGCUGAUCACAAGUUAGCUACCCUGAAAUAAUGCUGUAUAAAAAAUGGAGGGAAAGUCAGGAAGAAGUUUCACCAAAAAAGUGUAAUGCAGCAUUCUUUGAGGGGAGGUCUCAAUUGUCGAAACAGUCAGGUUACUAAACUUUGGUGGGUUUUUUUUGACUGAAACUAUUCUUAUUACUUAUGUAAAUGUUUAUUAAAUAUAUGAGUGAAUUUAAAAUGUA
Molecule: messenger RNA, 2072 nt
Organism: Zootermopsis nevadensis
Lineage: Eukaryota; Metazoa; Arthropoda; Insecta; Blattodea; Termopsidae
Product: DNA repair protein XRCC2
Biological process (GO): double-strand break repair via homologous recombination; DNA strand invasion
Cellular component (GO): replication fork; centrosome; Rad51B-Rad51C-Rad51D-XRCC2 complex
Molecular function (GO): ATP binding; ATP-dependent DNA damage sensor activity; four-way junction DNA binding
Source: RefSeq, a predicted model, not a curated record